CCUCUGGGCCAGACGGAGGGAGCCGCAUCCAUGGGUCUCGCCAUGCAGCCGGGGGCGCCCUACACGCGCGCGGGCGGCUCAGCGCGCGGAUGCUGGUACUACCUGAGCUACUUCUUCCUUUUCGUCUCGCUCAUUCAGAUGCUCAUCAUCCUGGGGCUGGUGCUCUUCAUGGUCUACGGCAACGUGCACGAGGGGACCGAGGCCAACCUGCAGGAUACCGAGCGCCGCGCCGCCGCGCUGCACGCACAGGUAGUGGGGCUGGCGGGCGCUCGGGCCAACCUCACACGCGACCUCAACCUCACGGCUCGCGCCAAGGACGCGAUCAUGCAGAUGCUGCUGAGCACUCGCCGCGACCUGGACGGCCUCAACAACAGCUUCCGCCAGUGCCAGGCCGACCGGGUCACCUACACGAUACACCAGCAGUACAUGGCAGCGAUCAUCCAGAGUGAGCAACAGUGCCAGGAGCAGCUAAAGACGGACAACAAGACCUGCCACGACCGGUUUUUCGUGCUGGAGCAGAAGAUUAAGGUGCUGGAGAUGGAGAUGGCCAAGGACAAGGCGUUGUGCAGCCGUGAGAAAGAGGCGCUGGCGCUGGCCCGGCACCAGGUGGAGACACAGCGGUCCGAGUGUGAGCGCGCUCAGGGGCAGCUGGCACAGCAGAAGCAGCUGUCGGAGGAGCGGCUGCAGCAGGUGCAGGCGCUGUGCGCACCGCUGGACCGCAACAGGUUAGAGACCGAGCUGCGCAUGGUGUGGCGGGACUCCGUGAUAGCGCGCGCGCUGGACAACCUGAACUUCGGCGCGGGCUACAGCAUGUAUCACGGGCCGGGCACAGACCCGGUCUCGUUGCGCCGAGCCUGCGACCAGCUGCCCGCAAUCAUGGCGACUAAGAGCGAGGAGCUGGCUCAACGGCUGCGUGCGGACAUCGAGCGCGUGGCGCGCGAGAACGAGCGGCUGCAUGCUCAGAAGCUGGAGGCGGAGCAGCGCGUGCGCGCCGGGCAGACUGCGGCGGAGAAGGCGCAGCAGGAGGCGGCGCAGCGCGAGGCCAAGUUCCGCGCCGAGUGCUCGCGCCAGACAGACCUGGCGCUGGAGGAGAAGACAGCGCUGCGCAAGGAGCGCGACGCCUUGGCCAAGGAGCUGGAGGAGCGCAAGCAGCAGGUGGCACAGUUGCAGAUGCAGGUGGCGGUGAAGAGCGAGACGCUGAGCACCUGCGUCAAAGCAAAGUCGCAGCCGCUGACCCCUUCUCGCGCCGUGGCUCCGGUCCCCAACCCGCCACCCAUUGACCCGGUCAGCCUGGAUGAGUUCCGGAGGAAGAUCCUGGAGUCUCAACGUGGUGUCGUGCUCCAGGUCAGGGGCUGAGGCGGCCGCGACCUCGAGACGGAGGGGACGAUGCGGGGACACCUAUACCGACGCCGCCCGCGGGCCCCACGCCGCAUGACGCCAGGACGCAAAACCCCGCAGUGGCAUCACAGGCCGAGGUGGCGCUGCGCGCUGACAUCGUCUGCAGAGGCCACGAAGCCCGACCUGCAGGGCCCUGGCUUCUGGCACGCGCACGCGGCAGCAGCGGUGCCUCGCGCACCCCACCUCUGCUCGGCGCCCACAGCACCCCGGCUACCCCGCACCACCCUCCUGCUUGCUUAUCUCCAGCACCGGGACCGGAGGUGCGAACAGGAAGCCAUUGGCUGCCGCACCCCGCCCCCGGCUUCCCGGUCAGCUCUAGAGAGUUUCUAGCCCUUUCUCAGGAGUUUCGAGGCUCCCCGGGGAGUUCCAGGAGCCAAGGAGGCCCGGCCCCAGGAUGAGCGCCCUACCGGCCCCGCACGCACACCCCAGCCCUGCCUGCGGUCGAGACACACUAGAGCCACUUAAUAAAUGUUAGAAGCA
Messenger RNA from Cavia porcellus (domestic guinea pig), 1878 nucleotides. It is a transcript of the gene Plvap, whose product is annotated as plasmalemma vesicle associated protein. The record is from RefSeq and is a predicted model, not a curated record. Lineage: Eukaryota; Metazoa; Chordata; Mammalia; Rodentia; Caviidae. Gene Ontology annotation, biological process: positive regulation of cellular extravasation; regulation of vascular permeability. The transcript is spliced from 6 exons. Bases 31 to 1356 code for a protein of 441 amino acids.